This is a messenger RNA of Chinchilla lanigera (long-tailed chinchilla), 3704 nucleotides long. It is a transcript of the gene L3mbtl3, whose product is annotated as l(3)mbt-like 3 (Drosophila). Gene Ontology annotation, biological process: regulation of DNA-templated transcription. Gene Ontology annotation, molecular function: zinc ion binding; protein binding. Gene Ontology annotation, cellular component: nucleus. The record is from RefSeq and is a predicted model, not a curated record. Lineage: Eukaryota; Metazoa; Chordata; Mammalia; Rodentia; Chinchillidae.
AAAGUACAAGAUGAGAUAAUGUGUUUGAAACUGAAAAAAAAAAGAAAACCGAGAACGAUCUUUUGAGGAUUUACCUUUUGUAUGAGCUGGUCAUUUUAUUCUCUGGGAAAUGUAAUUUAGGGCUCACGUGACGUUUCUUGGCUGUAUAGUUAUGCAUAGAGACGUCCCGUUUAGUUCUAAAGGUGUAAUUUUGUAUCGUUGGUUGAAAAGUGACUUCUGAAUACUUCGUAUAAUCUGUGACUUAAAAACAUUUAACAUGUGGGUAAAAACUGCUUCUGGGGUAUAUUUCUUUUGCCAGUGUGUGUCCUUUAAAGUGUCGGGUUCAUUUUAAAGAUAAAUACAGUGAGGGAAAUUAACGUUGUAUCAAAUGAUCCUGUCUCUUUCACCUGCCUUUUAGACAGUGAGAGAUUUGAUUGGGUGAAGUUAGGAUAUGGGAAUGAGAUGAAUAAUUAAAAUCAAUUUCACCUCAUCUGGCACUAGUUUAUUCUAACAUAGAGUGAUGUGUGGAAUUAAGCGUGCCAGUGUUUAGACAUGUAAAGUGAUUAAUUGUGGUUUGUGGACUUAAGAGCUCUUUUUGAUGACCGGUGGUUUGAUUUUUACUUUUUCUCUUUCAAAAUCAAUGCUAGGUCCUUAAGGGGAGCCUUGGGGUGCAUAGCAGUUGUGAAGACCCCUUGAAGUUUCUUUCUUCACUGCUGCAAGGUUAAAAAGGAAAUCAUGACUGAAUCUGCCUCGAGCACGAGCGGCCAGGAGUUUGAUGUGUUCAGUGUUAUGGACUGGAAAGAUGGAGUGGGCACCUUACCCGGAAGCGACUUAAAGUUCCGGGUCAAUGAGUUUGGAGCCCUGGAAGUUAUUACAGAUGAGAGUGAGAUGGAGAGCGUUAAAAAGGCAACUGCUACCACCACUUGGAUGGUACCGACCGCUCAGGAAGCCCCGACCUCCCCCCCGAGCUCCAGGCCCGUAUUUCCACCUGCCUACUGGACAUCUCCACCUGGAUGUCCCACAGUCUUUUCAGAGAAGACUGGAGUACCUUUCAGGUUGAAAGAACCGGUGAAAGUAGAUGGGCUUCAGUUCUGUGAGAACUGUUGUCAGUACAGCAAUGCAGAUGAGUGCCUUUCUGGAGGAAGCUUUUGCAGCCAGAAUUGUGCUCGGCAUAUCAAAGACAAAGAUCAGAAGGAAGAGAGGGACACAGGAGAAGACAAUGAGGAAGAGGAUUCUAAGUGUAGUCGGAAGAAAAAACCAAAAUUAUCUCUGAAAACUGACACCAAGGAGGAUGGAGAAGAGAGAGACGAUGAAAUGGAGAACAAGCAAGACGGGAGAAUCCUGAGGGGCUCACAGAGAGCCCGGAGGAAAAGACGAGGGGAUUCGGCUGUCCUGAAGCAGGGUUUGCCCCCUAAAGGCAAGAAAGCUUGGUGCUGGGCAUCCUUUCUGGAAGAGGAGAAGGCCGUGGCGGUGCCUGCGAAGCUGUUCAGGGAGCACCAGUCCUUCCCGUAUAACAAGAACGGAUUCAAGGUUGGGAUGAAGCUGGAAGGCGUGGACCCUGAGCAUCAGUCUGUAUACUGCGUCCUCACUGUAGCUGAGGUCUGUGGAUACCGAAUAAAGCUGCACUUUGAUGGGUAUUCUGAUUGCUAUGACUUUUGGGUGAAUGCAGAUGCGCUGGACAUUCACCCAGUUGGGUGGUGCGAGAAAACCGGGCACAAACUCCAUCCUCCAAAAGACAGUGAUCCCAUCAGGUUUUCGAGUUGGAAUGAAGCUUGAAGCUGUAGACAAAAAGAAUCCUGCCUUCAUCUGUGUUGCUACGGUAACAGAUAUGGUGGACAAUCGUUUCCUGGUGCAUUUUGACAACUGGGAUGAGAGCUAUGACUAUUGGUGUGAAGCAUCUAGUCCGCACAUUCAUCCCGUUGGUUGGUGUAAAGAACACAGAAGGACCCUCAUUACUCCGCCAGGUUAUCCAAAUGUGAAACACUUUUCUUGGGAUAAAUACUUAGAAGAAACCAAUUCUUUACCUGCCCCUGCAAGAGCUUUCAAAGUGAAGCCCCCACAUGGUUUCCAGAAGAAAAUGAAGCUGGAGGUCGUAGAUAAGAGGAACCCCAUCUUUAUUAGGGUCGCGACUGUCGUGGACACGGAUGACCACCGGAUAAAAGUUCACUUCGAUGGCUGGAGCAGCACCUAUGACUACUGGAUAGAUGCAGAUUCUCCAGAUAUCCACCCUGUGGGCUGGUGUUCCAAAACUGGGCAUCCUCUCCAGCCUCCUCUGAGUGCCACAGAACUAAUGGAAACUUCUGACCAAGGUGGAUGCACAACCCUUGGAUGUAAGGGGAUUGGUCAUUUUAAGAGAUCAAGGCAUCUGGGCCCUCAGAGCGCUGCCAGCUGUCCCUAUUCAGAUAUCAAUUUGAAUAAAGACCGCAUUUUCCCGGAUCGCUUAAGUGGUGAGAUGCUUCCAGCCAGCAUAUCAUUUCCAAGGAAUAAAAGGACAGACACAAAUGAAAGCUCCACAGCUCCUGAAGUCAGAGACCAGCAAACUGAAGAUGUCAAAGAAGACUCUGAAGAGAAAACAGAAAGUGAAAAGAGGCCAUCACAAGAAGCCAGAGGUGCCCGGGAGGAGCCUACCGUGCCGCAGGCGCAGCGUCGGUCAGCUCUGUUCCUGUCCUUCAAGUCCCCCAUCCCGUGUCUGCCCUUGCGCUGGGAGCAGCAAAGCAAACUUCUUCCGACGGUCGCCGGGAUCCCUGCCAGCAGAGUGUCCAAAUGGAGCACAGAUGAGGUGUCAGAAUUCAUACAGAGCUUGCCUGGCUGUGAAGAACACGGAAAGGUAUUUAAGGACGAACAAAUUGACGGAGAGGCAUUUCUACUUAUGACCCAAACGGACAUUGUUAAAAUUAUGAGCAUUAAGCUGGGCCCUGCUCUCAAAAUUUUCAAUUCUAUUCUGAUGUUCAAGGCUGCAGAGAAGAAUUCUCACAACGAACUUUGAAGAUGGUGAACUCUGAGUACCAUCAGCUUUCUGCUUUACAGCUCAUGUUUUAUUCAAAGCACAAGGACGGUUAUAACUCUUAAAUGAGAAGUCUCCAAAACUCAAAAGAGCAACACUAUCGGAUUAUUUAUAUUCCUCGAGAGACAAUAUAUAUGAAUUCUUAAGAAAGUGCGUGAGCUUUUAACCAGGUACUGUCGUAAAACAGUCAUCUUUUGGUUCUGUUCACUGAGCUAAAUUUAUCUUUGUAAAUCUUUUUGUGGCUGGGGGGUGGGGGAAAGGGGGGACUUCAUUAAUUAUUUAUGGAUAAGGGGGGCAGAGUAAGAACUUUUGGCAUUUUGUAAACAUUGUUGAAUUCUCUUUCAUGUACACUGUUUCUUUUUCAAUGCUUUCAGAAACCUUUUUAUAUAAUUGAAUUUCAACUUAUACCAAAUUAGUCAAAACCUGGCUAGUUUAGCCAGCGGGACUGUUACCUGUAUUGUUCCUUUUGUGCCAUAUUUUGAAUUGCAACAUUAUGCUAAGUAUAACUUUGCAAGUCAUGAUGUCGCCCAGCUGCUUGUCAUCUUUUGGUGGGGCUGAAUAAUUGUAACUCUUACUUUUCUUCGGAUCAGUGUUUUGACUUUUGCACGCAUUAUGAAAUGUUCAACAGAUUACUUUUCACCAGCAUCUUUACUAUAAUUACCAAAAACAUGUAUAUAAAAGAAUGGAAUUGAAAAAUAAAAUAUAUCAACAUAAUAAACUA